Podospora pseudopauciseta is the source of this 1196-nucleotide messenger RNA. RefSeq names its product Small subunit (SSU) processome component (gene UTP11). Lineage: Eukaryota; Fungi; Ascomycota; Sordariomycetes; Sordariales; Podosporaceae. The coding region runs from base 238 to 1002 and encodes 254 amino acids. Gene Ontology annotation, biological process: rRNA processing. The record is from RefSeq and is a predicted model, not a curated record. Gene Ontology annotation, cellular component: small-subunit processome; nucleolus. The transcript is spliced from 2 exons.
CUGCCGUCUGUCGAGCAAAGCCCGCCAGAAAUCCUGACCGCCCGCUGCUUUCGCUGUUGAAGAGCGACGAUCUCGCUAUCAAUCGAUUAUUCGAUCACUCUACUUCCACCUUCACUGUCGCACUUUUUCAGUUGUAACAGCGACAGCGAUAUCAAUCAACCCGAUUCCAUCACAAAAGUCGCAAAAGAAAGUCAACAGAACCGCAACCCAAAAAGUCGCAAACCCCAAACCAUCAUCAUGUCUUCCCUACGGAACAGCGUCCAACGCCGCUCCCACCGCGAACGCGCCCAGCCCCUCGAGCGCGCCAAACUCGGCCUCCUAGAAAAGAAAAAAGAUUAUCAAAAACGCGCAAAGGACUACAAAAAAAAGCAAACAGUCCUCAAAUCCCUCCGGGAGAAAGCCGCCGAGAAGAACGAAGAUGAGUUCUAUUUCGGCAUGAUGUCCCGCAAGUCGGCCGGGUCGUCUUCUCUCACUGCGGGAAAAGGGUUUGAUGGAAAGGUAGCGGGGGAUAGGGGAAACAAGGCUAUGGGUGUGGAUUUAGUCAGGCUGCUCAAGACGCAGGAUUUGGGGUAUGUGAGGACUGUGAGGAAUAUUGUUGCCAAGGAGGUGAGGGGGUUGGAGGAGAGGUGGGUGCUUGCGGGCGGGGGGGAAGAGGAGGAGGAUAGUGAGGAUGAGUUUGAUAUGGGAGGGCAACAACCGAAGAAAGCGAAGAAGAUUGUUUUUUGUGAGGGGGUUGAGGAGCGGAAGGAGGUGGUGGAGGGAAGGAAAAGGCAGGAGAGGGAACAGGAGCGUGAUGAUGAGGAUGAUGAGGAGAGGGUGAGGAAGGAGCGGAAUUUGGAGAAAUUGGCUAAGAAGUUGAAGGAGGCGAGGAAAAAGCUCAAGGCGUUGACGGAUGCCGAGUUGGAACUGGAGGUUACACAGGCGAAGAUGGCGAAAACGGCGACGAGCGGGGGGGUUACGAAGGCGGGGAGGAGGAUUAAGGUCAGGGAGAGGAAGAGGUGAUCUCUGGGCUGGAGAUGGUUUUCUUUGAUUUGUUUUUGUAAUGUACGUUUCUGCCACUAGUACCCAUCGUUUGUUUUUCCCUCUCCAAACAGAGCGAGAGUCUGGCUUCACUCUGAGGGGAAAAGGGGGAGGGAGAUAUUGAUAUUAGAACCUGAGAUAUAUACCCGACGCCAGAAUUCAUGAGUUCAUAUCCU